Messenger RNA from Spodoptera frugiperda (fall armyworm), 2257 nucleotides. Its product is annotated as zinc finger protein 425. The transcript has 15 exons. Gene Ontology annotation, biological process: regulation of transcription by RNA polymerase II. The record is from RefSeq and is a predicted model, not a curated record. Bases 131 to 1879 code for a protein of 582 amino acids. Gene Ontology annotation, cellular component: nucleus. Gene Ontology annotation, molecular function: DNA-binding transcription factor activity, RNA polymerase II-specific; RNA polymerase II cis-regulatory region sequence-specific DNA binding. Lineage: Eukaryota; Metazoa; Arthropoda; Insecta; Lepidoptera; Noctuidae.
UGGUACUAACUGUCAAACAAAUAGAGUUGUUGAUUGUUGUAAUUAAAAAAAGUGAAAGUGUUGAAACAAAAAUAAUUUUUACAAGAAAAUGAAGAAUUUUGUGUAAUUAUUGGAGUUUAAGGUUUAAGUAAUGAAUAUGGAUGAUGGUGAGGGUCGGGAGGACGCCGUCUGUGAGGGAUGCUUGUCGCAAAACCAUCGGACAAUAGCAGAAAUCACUGAAUACGAUGUCAAGAAAGUAUUUUACGAUAUAAUCAAUAUUCCAGACGCUGAUAUCGCAGCACUGAGUCUCCGGCUGUGUGCGGAGUGUAAGGACAGCAUCGUGAAGUUCCUGGAGUUUCGGAGACAAGUGCUGGAGGCACGGGACACCGUCAACAAGUACCUGUUACAGCCAGAAGCAAGUGAAGUAAAAACUGAACAGCCUCUCGCCACACCCAGUGAGGUGAAGAGUGACCCGGAGGACCUGGUCACUCCUCUCCCCUUCGUGAAGGUGGAACUGGAUGGAGAGGACCACUUCCUCGAUGAUGACAGCCGGGGUGCAGACGAUCUCAAGCCUACAUUAGAACCAAGUUUGAAAAAGAAGAAUAAAGUGCGAAGUAGAAGUAAGUGUGAGAAGAGCACAGAAGAUGAGUUCAAUGCGUCGGACGAAGAGCCGCUCACUAAGAAGAAGACUGAUGCUAGCGUUAAGAAGGAGAAGAGAAAAGGUCGCCGCGAGCGUCCGGCCGGGGUGGUGGACAACUCGCGCGUGCGCCGCAAGCUGCAGCAACUCAACGUGGACGCGGGGCUCGUCUCCAUGGAGAUACUCAGCUGGGAACAGGUGGCGGCGGAGCGCGCUGCGGCGGCGAGCGGGGUACGGUACACCCAGAGUGUGUGGCGGUGUCAGCAUUGCGUGCUCGGGUUCAACCAUCGCACCAAGUUGGAAAACCAUAUGAAGAAACACGACCCGAGCGCGGGUGCGCACGAGUGCUCGGUGUGUACGGUGCGCUGUAAGGACGCGCACGCACUCAGCGCGCAUGUACGCAGGCACCGCGUCAGAUGGCGGUGUACAGUGUGUGGGUGCGGGUGGUCGCGUGUGUGCGUGGCGGCGGACCACGCGGCGCGCGCGCACCACGCGCCCCCCCCCACACACACGUGCACACUCUGUGGACACACCGACACCUCGCUGGGCAAGCUGCGGCUGCACAUGAAGAGCCACGCGGAGCGGCAGCGCUGCCACCUGUGCGGGAAGACCUUCCGGGACCGCACCUCGCUGCGGACGCAUCUCUUUAUCCACAGCGGCGAGAAGGAGUUCUCGUGCCCGCGCUGCGACAAGCGGUUCAUGUUCCGCGCCGCGCUCGCCGUGCACCUCGUCACGCACGACGCGCCCGCGCACCUCUACUGCCACCAGUGCGACUUCAGCUUCAAGAACCGCAUGUCGUACACGCAGCACAUGAAGUACAGCCUCAAACACUGCGACCCCGCCGCGCUCAAGUACAAGUGCAUUGAGUGCGACAAGCGGUUCCUGAAGGAGUCCCGUCUGCGCGAGCACACGCUGGCCGUGCACCUGAAGGAGACGCCGCUCGCCUGCGACCACCCCGGCUGCUCCUUCGCGUGUGCCUCCGGCGGCGCGCUCCGCAGCCACCGGCGCGCGGCGCACGGCCCGCCCGCACCGCCGCGACACAUCUGUCACACUUGUGGCAGGACUUACAAGAGCAAGAAGUCCCUGGAGGGCCACCUCCGCUCCCACUCGGGCGAGCGCCCGUACUCCUGCGCAGUGUGCGGCGCCACGUUCGCGUACGACGCCGCGCUAUACAACCACACGCGGCUCGUGCAUCUCAAGCACAAGUUGGGUCGCAAGGGCCCCCCUCCCCCCGCCGUCCCCCCCGACACCCCCUCCACGUAGUGUGGCGGCGCGACUACUGCAGUACUAGAGCUACUAUCGGACGACAAUAGACUCUCGCCGCGUGGACUUACAGUGCAUUUUGAUUUGUAUCGAGCGCUGCUCUGUGUACACUUGCAAAGUAUUCUGUACAUUAGUACUGUCGGUAGAAGGUUCAUAUUCGUAUGUUUUGUGCAAUUAGAUCGCAACUUGAUGUAAUUCGGUUCCUGAUUCAGGCAAAUAAUGUUUGAAUAGUAAAUCUGUCUCUAUUCUUGAGAAGUAGUUAUAGUCAUUUUAAUACACAAUUCUUAAAAUUAAUUUCCUGAUCCGGGAAUCGAACCCGAGACCGCGUUCAUAAAUAAGAUUGUAUAUGUAUAAUUAAUAAUAAUUAAUAUAAAUGAA